Molecule: messenger RNA, 5134 nt
Organism: Etheostoma spectabile (orangethroat darter)
Lineage: Eukaryota; Metazoa; Chordata; Actinopteri; Perciformes; Percidae
Product: cullin-5
Exons: 18
Coding region: 50-2215 (721 amino acids)
Biological process (GO): ubiquitin-dependent protein catabolic process
Cellular component (GO): cullin-RING ubiquitin ligase complex
Molecular function (GO): ubiquitin protein ligase binding
Source: RefSeq, a predicted model, not a curated record
AGCUGCACUACCUAUCGCGAGAUUCUGCGAGGUGAUAAGUUGAAGAAACAUGGCGACGUCUAAUUUGUUAAAGAAUAAGGGCUCCCUGCAGUUCGAGGACAAGUGGGAUCUGAUGCGUCCCAUCGUUCUCAAGCUGCUCAGACAGGAAGCCGUCACCAAGCAACAGUGGUUCGAUUUGUUCUCAGAUGUCCACGCCGUGUGUCUAUGGGAUGAUAAAGGACCAGCCAAGAUCCACCAAGCCCUCAAAGAGGACAUCCUAGACUUCAUCAAACAAGCACAGGCUCUGAUGUUGGACACGUGGAACGAGUCGAUCUUCUCCAACAUUAAGAGCCGCCUUCAGGACAGCGCCAUGAAGCUGGUGCACGCCGAGAGGCAGGGCGAGGCCUUCGACUCCCAGCUCGUUAUCGGAGUGCGAGAGUCGUACGUGAACCUGUGUUCUAACCCAGAGGACAAGCUGCAGAUCUACAGGGACAACUUUGAGAAAGCCUACCUGGACUCCACAGAGAGGUUUUACAGGACGCAAGCACCGUCCUACCUGCAACAAAAUGGCGUCCAGAACUACAUGAAAUAUGCGGAUGCAAAGCUGAGAGAAGAGGAGAAGAGAGCCCUUAGAUAUCUAGAGACGCGUCGUGAAUGUAACUCUGUUCAAGCACUCAUGGAGUGUUGUGUGAACGCUCUCGUGACCUCGUUCAAAGAGACCAUCUUAGCCGAAUGUCCAGGGAUGAUCAAACGGAACGAGACAGACAAGCUGCACUUGAUGUUUUCGCUGAUGGACAAGGUUCCCAGCGGGAUCGAGCCCAUGCUGAAAGACCUGGAAGAACAUAUCCUCAACGCUGGACUAGCAGACAUGGUGGCUGCUGCCGAGACUAUCACUUCAGACUCUGAGAAGUACGUGGAGCAGUUGUUGACCUUGUUUAACCGCUUCAGUAAGCUGGUUAAAGAGGCCUUCCAUGACGAUCCUCGCUUCCUCACAGCAAGAGACAAGGCUUACAAAGCUGUUGUCAAUGACGCCACCAUCUUCAAACUGGAGCUUCCACUGAAACAGAAAGGUGUGGGUAUGAAGACUCAGCCAGAGUCCAAGUGUCCUGAGCUGCUGGCGAACUACUGUGACAUGCUGCUGAGGAAAACUACUCUCAGCAAGAAACUUACGUCAGAGGAAAUCGAGCUCAAACUCAAAGAAGUGCUCUUGGUGUUGAAAUACGUCCAGAAUAAAGACGUGUUCAUGCGUUACCACAAAGCUCACCUGACCAGGCGCCUGAUUCUGGACAUCUCAGCGGACAGCGAGAUUGAAGAGAACAUGGUGGAGUGGCUGAGAGAAGUAGGAAUGCCGGCCGACUACGUGAACAAGCUGGCCAGGAUGUUUCAGGACAUCAAGGUCUCGGAGGACCUCAAUCAGGUUUUCAAAGAGAUGCACAAACACAACAGGCUAGCACUGCCAGCGGACAGUGUGAACAUUAAGAUCUUGAACGCCGGAGCGUGGUCCCGAAGCAGUGAGAAGGUUUUUGUCUCGCUGCCCACGGAGCUGGAGGACCUGAUCCCCGAGGUGGAGGACUUCUACAAGAGGAAUCACAGUGGACGCAAACUCCACUGGCAUCACCUCAUGUCCAACGGCAUUAUCACCUUUAAAAACGAGGUGGGCCAGUACGACCUGGAGGUGACGACGUUCCAGCUGGCGGUUCUGUUUGCCUGGAACCAGCGACCCAGAGAGAGAAUCACCUUCGAGAACCUCAAACUGGCCACAGAGCUGCCUGACGCAGAGCUCCGCCGCACACUCUGGUCUCUAGUGGCCUUCCCCAAGCUGAAGAGACAGGUGUUGUCUUACGAGCCUCCCGUCAGCUCGCCCAAGGACUUCACAGACAGCACGCUCUUCUACGUCAACCAGGAGUUCUCACUCAUCAAAAACUCCAAAGUCCAGAAGCGGGGAAAGAUCAAUCUGAUUGGUCGGCUGCAGCUGACCACAGAGCGAAUGAGGGAGGAGGAGAACGAAGGAAUCGUUCAGCUCAGAAUACUCAGAACUCAGGAGGCCAUCAUCCAAAUCAUGAAGAUGAGGAAGAGAAUCAGCAACGCCCAGCUGCAGACGGAGCUGGUGGAGAUCCUGAAGAACAUGUUCCUGCCUCAGAAGAAGAUGAUCAAGGAGCAGAUCGAGUGGCUCAUCGAGCACAAGUACAUAAAGAGGGACGAGACGGACCUCAACACCUUCAUCUACAUGGCCUAGGCACGGGCAGCGGGGGAGGGAGCGCUGUCUUGCUCCGUUCUUUUAUUUUAAUUUUAAACUCAUGGCCUGCAACGGGCGCUUUUAAAAACCCUGCGAGAGGAGAAGGAACAAAAGGAUGUGUGUGAAGAGAGGCAAUGAUACGUAGGGAGUGUGUUGAAGGACGAGGAAGAGCCUUUUCAACAAAAAAUGUGGAGAUACGUGUUUGUGGUUGUGAGACGCCGGUGUGUUAUUGACAGAGGAGUCGAGUCAUCGGCCUGUCUGCGUCUCUGCCGCCCUCGGGCGUCGAUCGGAGGGACGAGACGCCGUCUCCCAGCAGCCGAGACGAUAAAAUAUGACGACACGUGAUAGGGACGAUGACAUAAUUAAAUUAUAUACUUCCUGCCUUACUUUGUCAGCGACGGACUGCAGAGGAGGAACUGCGAGGAGGCCAAGGGAGGACAAAUGUCACAAGCUGAUAUCAAUCCUUUGCUUUCACUUGAUGCCACAGCUGCCAUCUUGGCGGCAGCCAUUAUGCAGCCCUCCUACUCUACCUUUGAACUGGGAAUGCAAAAAAAAAAAAAAAAAAAAAAAAAAGCCGCGACUGAAAGCUGCCAUUGAGGAGGAUCACACACGAAUGGAAAGAUUAGUUGCAACUACCGAGGAGUAUUUUGCCAAAUUGUGUGUGUGUGCGUGCGUGCGUGUGUGUGUGUGUUUGGGUGUGUGUGUGUUUGGGUGUGCAUCCGGUCUUUUUAGAUGUGUUUGCACUUUCGACAGCAUGCUGCUCUAUGAUGGAGUUUUUUUGUUUUGGAGGACCUGUCACAUUUUGGUUGUGUGUGUGAGAAGGUUGGGAAGUCAAGACCAGCCACCAUUUAAAUGCUGAUAUUUACCUUUUUUCUUUUUAUUAUCGUCUGUGGCAGGUUUGCCAGCAGGUGAACAAGUGUUGUCUGGAGAGCUCAUACUCAACAUGAUCAUACUGCAAACUAUUUAUUUUGUGUGUAAAGACUUGUGCUCUCAACACUGGGAGGUUAAAUACCAGCUGAACGCAUCAAGGACGGACGUACAGUAAAACAGAAACACAAAUACUUACAUAGACUAGAUUGGCGCUCCAGUACUCAACUUUCACCUCAUUAAUCCCUGAAGAGUGUCAGUACCAGGAGAGUGCUGUUAAACAACAGAAAUUUAGUUCAUUAAAGGGUUAGUUCAGAUGUUUUGAAGUGUGGUUGAAUGAGCUAUUUCUCGUAGUCAGUGUGUUAGCCACAGUAGACGGCGGUCGGCCCGCCCCCGGUUUGGGAAAGCAGUAGCACGACACGGAUGAGAAACCUAAAAAUAUAUAUAUAUGUUUAGUUCUACGCUUUAUUUAGAAUAUUCUGUACAGUUUUUACCUUGCUGAUCUGAAGCCGUUAUCUCUUCUCUCUUCAAAGCCUCCAGAACCCUUGUGACUAAAACGGGAGUUCCUCUUCCAUCGGUUACACAGUUUGUUAGUAUUUUAGUUUCUAGCACUUUCAAACACCAAAGUCACACAAACUAACUAACCAAGUGAGGUAGCGGUAGACCAGCAAAUGACUGUUUUUGUCAAAGGAGUCUGGUGGCUUCGAUGAAAGAACAGAACGGCUCACUUUCCCCUGUGUAAACUUAAACAGGGCUUCCGGUCGCCGGGUUGGUUCAGUGGUAGAGCGGGCGCACUUGUACUGAGAGGUUGAUGCCUCAACCGCAGAGGUCCCGGGUUCGAAUUUGACCUGUGACGAUUUCCUGCAUGUCUUCCCCCCCCUCUCUCCCCUCUCUCACCUAAUUGUCCUGUCAAAAAUUAAAGGCAGAAAAGCCCAAAAAAUAAUCUUAAAAAACAAAACAAACAGGGCUUCCUGACGUCAAGGUAGAAAUUCAGAAUAUAGCAUGCACUUAAACUGAUAUGGAUGUUUGUAGGUGUCUAAAAUGUGUUUAGCUGCCCCCCCCCCCCGACCACCGUCUACUGUCACUACCUCGGUGACUAUGGAGACGUAGCUCAUUCAACCACAAAACAUCUGGACUGUCCCUUUAAUGUUUAAAAUGAAUGUGCUGCUGUUUUGGGGGUAUUUUGUCUGCCAAGGAAAACACUGUCGGAGCUAUUGGUGGAGUUCAUAAAGCGCGUGCGCGUGUGCGUGUGUGUGUGCGUGUGUGUGUGUGUGUGUGUGACACUUAUCAACAGAAAUGUCACUCGUUGUCACAGUGAAUGUGUUGAAUCAAAGCAGCUGUUUGGUAACAUACCAGCCAUGUUUUUAUUGUCUUUAUGAUGAUGGUAACGAUGUGGUGGCUGUUUGAUUUUUUUUUUUUUUUUAUUCGUACAGUCUCAGUGGAGAAGAUGUACAGAACACUACGCUCAAGAUUGUCCUCUGAAGACUCAGUUCGGACUUAUCGCAAGUUAUUUUGAUUUCAUUCUCGAUGGCCAUGUACGCGUGUUGUGAGAAAAACAUUCAGCUAAAGCUGUAAUGCGAUGCUGCAGACGUCAGUCUGCAUCUUUAGUCCUUAAUUCGUUUUCUGCCUGUGUUACACUACGUUUUGUUACUCGUCCGAUUCUGAGUUUCAGCUAUUAGCAAUUAGCACUUUUCUACCUCUUCUACAGCUCUGACAACCUGCUCUGCCUCCUGAGCAACAGCUGCCCAGGGUCACGUGUUUUGCUAGCUGUUACCGCAUUUCAUACACACACACACACACACACACACACACACACACAGCGUUUUAAGUUACUGUUAGUCUAUAUCCUCUGCGUUCCCCUUCCUGGAUUGCUUUGGUGCUGCAGGAAAAACCACCGGAUGCAUGUCUCUUCUGCUUCCUUCCGCUUUGUUUGUGUUGGCGUUCUAACCUCUGGUGGAUUUCUGAGGACUAUGGUUACCUGGUCCUCAGGUCUCUGCAGGGUCAAUCCAGACCGCUAUCUAGACUAUCUGUCCAAUCUGAGGACUAUGGUUA